Molecule: messenger RNA, 1181 nt
Organism: Sander lucioperca (pikeperch)
Lineage: Eukaryota; Metazoa; Chordata; Actinopteri; Perciformes; Percidae
Exons: 4
Coding region: 138-1058 (306 amino acids)
Cellular component (GO): cytoplasm
Source: RefSeq, a predicted model, not a curated record
GAAGUGAAACGAAAGUGAAAGAUGAAUGCACAUUUAUGGAAUUUCCCCCCAAAGCCUGACGGUGCUUAUAUAAAGCAGAGUGAACUCACAGCCCGUACUCUUGGAGGAACCUGAAGAGAGUGAAACCUGACACCAACAUGCAGUACGACUGGGCUGAAGAUGACUUUGACGUGCCUGAGGGUGUGGUUCGCCUGGGCGAUCUCCCGCCAGUUAGUGAUAGAAAGUAUGUCAUGUACCAUGGCACCACCAAGAAGGCAGCUCAAUUAAUCUGUGCCAAUGGUUUUAAACAGUCUAGAGAUGGGAUGCUCGGCCCUGGUGUCUACCUCAGCAGAGACCUGCAGAAAGCAAGCCGCUAUCCCAUUGGUCACCCUGAGUCUGACAGGACCGUCAUUAAGGUUAUGGUCAAUGUGGGGAAAGUGAUCGCCAUCAAUUCUCAAGGCCACCAAUAUCGGAAGACCUGGCAUCUCUACGGCUAUGACACCGCCUGGGUACCACCCAAUUGUGGAAUGGUGAAGAGUGGUUUGGAAGAGGAUUGUGUCUGGGAUCCCAAUCGGAUCAAGAUUCUUAAAACAAUCCAACCACGCCCAGUCCCAACCUGCGUUCCACUGGGCCUCUCUGUGCCAGAUGAUAGAAAAAAGCAUGUUAUGUACCAUGGCACCACCAGGCAGAAUGCUGAAACCAUCAUGAAAUACGUUUUUUGCCGCAGUCUGAGAAGGGGGAUGCUCGGCCCUGGCAUCUACCUCAGCAGAGACCUGCAGAAAGCCAGCGCCUAUCCUAAACAUCACCCUAUAUCUGACAAGGUUGUCGUUAAGGUUAUGGUCAAUGUGGGGAAAGUGAUCACCAUCAGUUAUCAAGGCCACCCAUAUCAGAAGACCUGGCAUCACUACGGCUAUGACACCGCCUGGGUACCACCCAGGUGUGGAAUGGUGCCGAGCGGUUUGGAGGAGGAUUGUGUCUGGGAUCCCAAUCGAAUCCGGAUCCUUAAAACCAUCAACACACGCCUAGUCCAAUGCCCAUUUCAACCUGGAGAUGGAGACGGCGCAUUUGGCUACAUGUGAGCUCUAUGAGAUGUUACCAAGUUAUUUUGUAUGUAUUUUUUAUAUAUUUGGAUAAAAAGUACAUUACAUUUGUAUGUGGUUACUGUGUCAUUGUACCCUGGAAAAUAACUGGUUGAUUUUAAA